Molecule: messenger RNA, 1071 nt
Organism: Vigna radiata var. radiata (mung bean)
Lineage: Eukaryota; Viridiplantae; Streptophyta; Magnoliopsida; Fabales; Fabaceae
Product: SCAN domain-containing protein 3-like
Exons: 2
Biological process (GO): DNA integration
Molecular function (GO): nucleic acid binding
Source: RefSeq, a predicted model, not a curated record
AUGGCUACCGCGAACGUUAAUUUUGAACUUUUUUUACGUAGUUUUAUAAAUGAAGAUAGUGAAAAAAACCAAUUGCAUGUUAUUCCCAGAGAACAGUACAGUGAUCUGAUAAAUGAAGUGAAAGCCGCGAGAAGUGCUCGGAAUAAAACCCCCCAACAGAAGAGACGUGUUAGGCGGUUUAAUGUUAUUGAAAUCGGGGGUAUAGAAAAGUUGGUGAAAGCAACGGGAACCGAUGACAUUGUGUAUUUUGUUCCAUUGGAGGAAGUAUACGGAACAAUUGAAGCGACUCAUGCUGCUAUUGGACACGGAGGUCGAGACCGGUUGAAAGCAGAGCUUGGUCGCAAAUAUGCUAACAUUACGAGACCUAUGAUCGAAAAGUUUCUAGGGAUGUGCGAGGUCUGUGCCGGGAAGAAAACCAAACGAAAAAGAGGACUCGUGACGAAGCCCAUCCUGCACAAACAGCUAAACAGUCGCUGCCAGGUCGAUCUUGUGGACAUGCAGAGUCAAGAAAUCCAAGGGAAACGGUUCAUCCUCAAUUAUCAAGACCACUUAACAAAAUUUAUUCAGCUUCGAGCCCUCUCGCACAAAACAGCUGAGGAAGUAGCUGCGCACUUGAAGGACAUCUUCUUAACUUUUGGGGCACCGUGUAUCCUUCACAGCGACAACGGUAGGGAAUUCGUCAAUAAUAUUAUUAAGUGCAUGAAAAUACAUUGGCCGGAGUUGCAACUGGUCAACGGUAAGCCGCGCCACAGUCAAAGUCAGGGAUCCAUUGAGCGCGCCAACCAGGACGUGGAAAAUAUGUUGGCGGCGUGGCUAAUUGACAAAAAGACGAACCAGUGGCCCGACGCGUUACCUUUCAUCCAGUUCAUGAAAAAUCGUGCUUAUCACGCCGGUAUCAGAAUGAGCCCAUACGAAGCAUUAUUCGGAAUGAAGCCAAGAGUUGGUCUCACUACAAGCAGUUUGACGCCGGAUAUGUUGGCGAAUGUUGAGACGGAGGAGCAGCUGGAGGAGUUAUUGGCUUCCUCACAGGUCAAUGAAGAAAAUGACGAAGAAAACGACGAGAAUGAACCG